AUGGAUGUUGAAAAGCUGCCGCAGGAGAUGGAGGAGGUGGAAACUGUGCAUCCCGUCAACAGGCGGUCGCUCAACGAUGAACAGUUGCUCGCAGCCCUCGGCCACAAGCAGGAGCUGCAGCGGGACUUUUCAAUAUGGUCGCUCGGCUGCCUGUGUCUCUGCCUUAUGGCAACGUGGGAAGCGCUGUCGUCCGUUGUUGCCGCGGCCUUAAUCAGUGGUGGCGCACCUUGUCUCUUUUAUAACUACAUCAUCUCUUUCGUGGGUACUGUGGCGAUUGCUCUUUCGCUGGCGGAGAUCUCGAGUAUCUGGCCCACGGCAGGAGGCCAAUAUCAUUGGGUAGCUGUCCUCGCGCCACAAAAUUCGCGCGUCGUUGCAUCCUGGUUCACUGGAUGGAUCUCUGUGGGCGGUCAAAUCGUCCUCACGGCCUCCGCUGCCUUUGCCGCCGGCCUCCAAUUUCAGGCCUUGAUCACCUUGAACCACCCAGACACAUAUGUUCCACAGAGAUGGCAUGGGAUGUUGUUUUACUGGCUCGUCCUCCUCUAUGCUGCGGCCGUGAACAUCUGGGGGUCGAAGAUCCUACCGCACACGAAUCUUGCUUCCGGAAUUCUGCAUAUUGUCGGUUUUCUCGUCAUCUUCAUUGUCCUUGGGGUCAUGGCCCCCAAGCACUCUGCUGAAUAUGUAUUCGCCGAGGUCUCAAAUUCGAGUGGCUGGAGCAGCGACGGUAUUGCAUGGCUUGUCGGGCUGCUCAGUUCGGUCUAUCCAUUCCUCGGGUAUGAUGCGGCUGCACAUCUUUCCGAGGAGAUGCCCAGGCCCAGUCGCAAUGUGCCCAUCGCCAUGGUCGGUUCGGUUGUCGCCAACGGAAUCAUCGGUUUUGCUUACUGCCUGAUGCUCUUGUUCUCCCUUGGUGAUCUACCAAGUCUCCUCGAAUCACCCACCGGAUUUCCGUUCAUGCAACUCUAUCUCAACGUCACGAAGUCUCCUGCCGGAGCGACCAUUCUGUCGUUGAUAAUAUGUUUGAUCGCCACGGCUGCAAACGCCGCAGGGCUGACUUCAACGAGCCGCACAUUCUGGGCCUUUGCACGAGACGAGGCGACACCCUUUGCAAAAUACUUCGCUCAUGUCGACGCUGGGCUCAAAGUUCCGGUGCGAAUGAUCGCUCUGGUCUCGGUGCUUCAAGCUUUGUUGGGGUUCAUCUACCUUGGCAAUACCACAGCUUUCAAUGCCAUUCUAUCAAUGGCAGUUAUCGGCAUGUAUUUGUCUUACCUGUUGCCAAUCGUCUACAUGGUCAUAUACGGACGUUUGAAGCUCUCCAGAGACGAAUAUGGGCCUUUCAAGCUUGGCAAAGCCGGAGUUCUCCUCAAUAUUCUUGCAAUCGUGUGGCUCGUUUUUGCCAUGAUAUUCAGCACAUUUCCGAACUUUCAACCGGUGACCGCCCAGAACAUGAACUAUUCGACAGUAGUGCUUGCCGGUUGGGUGGGAGGAGGCGCUGUCUAUUACCUUUUCAGAGCCAGGAAUGUGUACACUGGACCUGUGAUUGAGACGGAGGCGUCGAGCUUGACUGUGAUCGGGAUGAAAUGA
Fonsecaea erecta is the source of this 1578-nucleotide messenger RNA. RefSeq lists its product as hypothetical. The transcript is spliced from 5 exons. The record is from RefSeq and is a predicted model, not a curated record. NCBI's taxonomy places the organism in Eukaryota, Fungi, Ascomycota, Eurotiomycetes, Chaetothyriales, Herpotrichiellaceae. Gene Ontology annotation, cellular component: membrane. The coding region runs from base 1 to 1578 and encodes 525 amino acids. Gene Ontology annotation, molecular function: transmembrane transporter activity. Gene Ontology annotation, biological process: transmembrane transport.